UGCAUCAGUUUACAUUCCCACUAACAGUGUUGGAGAGUUCCCUUUUCUCCAAACUCUCCAGCAUUUGUUGUUUGUGGACUUUUUAAUGAUCUGGUUGCUUUUUAAACCUGCUUCCUCUUGCUUCACCUUUUAUGGAAGUAGAAAAAGCUCAACAAAUUCUUUUAAGAUUUCUCCAACCCAAAAGAUGGCCAAGGCCUUACUGAGAUGUCAGCUCUUGACCUGGCAAGCUCCCCGUCCUUGGCCACCUCAUUUCGGAGCUUCCUUUAGCCCCCACUUUCCUUGUGCCCCACUCACCACCCUGUUGUCCUUCAAGGACCAGCCUGGUCAGGUGAUCGGUGGGAUCUUUUCCUCCCAGAAAUUUGUGGGGGGCAUUGGGAGAGGGAGUGUUGAACACAUCUCCCAUGUGUCCUGUCCUUUGGUACCUGCCCUGUGGCCUCCCUGGGCCUUUCCCCCACGUUUUCCUCUGCUGAUUCCAUGGCUGAGAAAACAGUGGUGGGUGAAGUUUGAGAUCAAUGAGGGCUGAUGGGGGUUACAAAGUGUGCUUAUGUUGUUAACAUUCGUCUGAGGCCCCCUUCAUGUGUUUCCCUUGGAGGUGUUCUCAUGACGGCAGGUUCACUGUCUGUCCCAGGCUCACGGGUUGUCCCCUGUGAUGGGUCCUGGGCUGCGGGGGUCGUCUCCUCUGGCUGCUGUUGAGUGGACUCAGUGUCAUGGUGACUUAGGCGGGGGUCAAGUGAGCAGGAGGGGUGAAAGCUCUGCCCUUUCUGCCUGCCUUGCCAGAAAGAUGGUCCAGCUUCUCUGAAAUAAGAUUUUAGUUACGAACAUCCCUUCUUUGACCCCAAGACAAACUCACAGUAGUGAUUUCCCUGGAACCCCUGGAGUGAGUGUCCUUGGUUACAAAGAGGACAAAUGGUGGAAGGCAGGCCCUGCUGGGAGGCUCCAGAAACACAGCGAGAACCAAGAGGGCCCUGGGCAGUGGCCUUCACCUGCUUCCUUGAGCGGCACUGUGCCCUCUCCCUGGGCCGUGCAGUGAAUUCAGAUCAGUGGGAGCUGGGGAAAGCACAGCCAGGGCGCCCAGCCAGAUUUGCAUGCAAAUAUGACGUCAGCAGUGGAAAAGCAACAGGCCGGUGUGAAAAGCGAAAGUACUUUGGUACAAAUGGAGCAAAGACAAAAGCGGCCCUCCUGUGUCUACUUCUGAGAUGCCCUGUGACCCCGGGCCAGCCCCUCUGCAGAAAGACGGGUGCCUGAGCCCCCCUCCGUGACCCUCGCCAGGGUUUACAGCAGGGCGGGGGAGCAGCGUCUUCUAGUGUCUUGGAUGAAUACCUUUCUCUCGUGGCCAGGCUCAUUAUCCAUUUUCGAGACAUCCAUAACAAGAAAUCACAAGCUUCUGUCAGUGACCCUAUGAAUGCGCUGCAGAGCCUGACUGGCGGGCCCGCCGCGGGAGCAGCCGGCAUUGGCCUACCUGCUCGGGGCCCCGGCCAGCCCCUGGGCGGGAUGGGCGGCCUGGGGGCCAUGGGGCAGCCGAUGCCACUCUCGGGGCAGCCACCUCCUGGCACCUCGGGGAUGGCCCCCCAUGGCAUGGCCGUCGUGUCCACGGCCGCUCCGCAGACCCAGCUGCAGCUCCAGCAGGUGGCGCUGCAGCAGCAGCAGCAGCAGUUCCAGGCACAGCAGCAGGCGGCGCUGCAGCAGCAGCAGCAGCAGCAGUUCCAGGUGCAGCAGAGUGCCAUGCAGCAGCAGUUUCAGGCUGUGGUGCAGCAGCAGCAGCUCCAGCAGCAGCAGCAGCAGCAGCAUCUGAUCAAGUUGCAUCAUCAGAACCAGCAGCAGAUGCAGCAGCAGCAGCAGCAACAACUACAACGGAUGGCACAGCUGCAGCUGCAGCAACAGCAACAGCAGCAGCAGCAGCAGCAGCAGGCUUUGCAGGCCCAGCCGCCAAUACAGCAGCCCCCAAUGCAGCAGCCACAGCCUCCCCCCUCACAGGCCCUGCCCCAGCAGCUGCAGCAGCUGCAUCACCCGCAGCACCACCAGCCACCACCACAGCCCCAGCCGCCAGUGGCCCAGAACCAGCCAUCGCAGCUCCCGCCUCAGUCACAGACACAGCCUUUGGUGUCGCAGGCUCCGGCCCUCCCCGGACAGAUGCUGUAUGCCCAGCCGCAGCUGAAACUCGUCCGGGCUCCGAUGGUGGUGCAGCAGCCGCAGGUGCAGCCCCAGGUGCCGCAGGUGCAGCCCCAGGUGCCACCGCAGACAGCAGUGCCGACGGCUCAGGCCUCCCAGAUAGUGGGUCCCGGAGUCCAGGUCAGCCAGAGUGGCCUCACCAUGCUGUCGUCACCGUCGCCGGGCCAGCAGGUGCAGACCCCGCAGUCGAUGCCCCCUCCCCCCCAGCCGUCCCCGCAGCCCGGCCCACCCAGCUCACAGCCCAACUCCAACGUCAGCUCCGGCCCUGCCCCGUCCCCCAGCAGCUUCCUGCCCAGCCCUUCGCCGCAGCCCUCCCAGAGUCCGGUGACGGCGCGCACCCCGCAGAACUUCAGCGUCCCCUCCCCAGGACCUUUGAACACGCCUGUGAACCCCAGCUCCGUCAUGAGCCCCGCGGGCUCGAGCCAGGCCGAGGAGCAGCAGUACCUGGACAAGCUGAAGCAGCUGUCCAAGUACAUCGAGCCCCUGCGCCGUAUGAUCAACAAGAUCGACAAGAACGAAGACAGAAAAAAGGACCUGAGUAAGAUGAAGAGCCUUCUGGACAUACUGACAGACCCCUCCAAGCGGUGCCCUCUGAAAACGCUGCAGAAGUGUGAGAUCGCCCUGGAGAAACUCAAGAAUGACAUGGCAGUGCCCACGCCCCCACCUCCCCCGGUGCCGCCAACCAAGCAGCAGUACCUGUGCCAGCCACUCCUGGAUGCCGUCCUGGCCAAUAUUCGCUCACCUGUCUUCAACCAUUCCCUGUACCGCACGUUCGUGCCUGCCAUGACGGCCAUACAUGGCCCCCCCAUCACGGCCCCGGUGGUUUGCACCCGGAAGCGUAGGUUUGAAGAGGACGAACGGCAGAGCAUCCCCAAUGUGCUCCAGGGGGAGGUGGCCCGGCUAGACCCCAAGUUCCUGGUGAACUUGGACCCUUCUCACUGCAGUAACAACGGCACCGUCCACCUGAUAUGCAAGCUGGAUGACAAGGACCUCCCCAGCGUGCCACCGCUGGAGCUCAGCGUGCCUGCCGACUACCCUGCCCAGAGCCCACUGUGGAUCGACCGGCAGUGGCAGUACGACGCCAACCCUUUCCUGCAGUCGGUGCACCGGUGCAUGACCUCGCGGCUGCUGCAGCUCCCUGACAAGCACUCGGUCACGGCCCUGCUCAACACCUGGGCCCAGAGCAUCCACCAGGCCUGCCUCUCAGCCGCCUAGCCGCCACCGCCACUGCAUCUCCGGCUGCCUGCCCUCCAGGGACCGUGGGGCAGCCGGCAGCCUCGUCGGGGCCCUGUGUCGGACAUUUCUAGAUGCUGGCUUCCUUAGAGAGCUUGGGCUUAGGUUAACUUUCCUGCUUUUAUCUUCUGCCUUGGGGACCUGCCAAACAUUUCCCACACUUGGACGGGACUGGGACAGGCAGCUGGCUGCUUCCUCCAGGAGCCAGGCAUGCCCCCGGCCCUGUGCUCCUCAGGCUACUAUCCCCGCAGCCUCUGCAGGGCCCGUGUCCUUCCUCGGGAACUCAGGGUCCUGUGUGAGCCUCUUGCGUGUGCGCCAGAAAGCUCUUCUACCGUUUCCACAGGGGAACGUGCAGGACAUAGGAAACCCUUAAAACAUGCAGAAUUCCUUGAUCACGGUUUUGGGUUGAGAUCGUGCCACCGUUGGCAUGUGGGGCACGCCACAGGGAAGCUCCAGGAUCCGGGGGCGCUGACUGCAGCUCGAGGGAAGGUCUGUUUAUGGCUGUGGGUCCCCGGCCACCGGCCGGGCCUCAUACCUCAUGAUCCUUCUCAUUCUAGCCCUGGGAGUCUGCUCAGCACUGUGGAGGCACCCGGGAGCAGGGGUGUCUGGGUGGAUCUUGUUCCUGGCGCCGUGCCCACUGGUUAGGCACUUAGGCCCACUCGGGUUAGGAUGUUGUCCUUGGGACCCAGCGUCUUAAGAACCCUCCAGACAGUUGAGGGCUCCUGACGGGGUGCCAGCCGGCCCUCUGGCGAUGAGAGGUUCCCCCCUUUUGUAUGUGCAUUACCGUGUCUUCUGUGGUUCUUAUAAUAAAUUUAUUAUUCCUGUGUU
Aethalodelphis obliquidens (Pacific white-sided dolphin) is the source of this 4230-nucleotide messenger RNA. RefSeq names its product mediator complex subunit 15 (gene MED15). Gene Ontology annotation, biological process: regulation of DNA-templated transcription. The record is from RefSeq and is a predicted model, not a curated record. The coding region runs from base 1399 to 3384 and encodes 661 amino acids. Gene Ontology annotation, molecular function: transcription coregulator activity. NCBI's taxonomy places the organism in Eukaryota, Metazoa, Chordata, Mammalia, Artiodactyla, Delphinidae. The transcript is spliced from 16 exons.